GUCCAAAAGCAAGUCAAUUCGAUUUAAUGAAAGAUCAUUAUGAUUACAAAUGUUCAAAACCUCUAACUAAAGCAGGUUGGGCAAGAAUUAUACAAAACGUUUUUAGAAAUUUUAGAGAGAGGGAGCCAUCAAAUGCACGACUUGCUUGGAACAGCUUAGCAAAUGAUAACUUUCCCAAAGAUAAAAAAUAUUUAGGUAUGCCAGAUUCUUGUGGUAUGUAUGCUAUAUAUAAAGGUAUAUUUGUUCGAUAUGGAAAUUUUUAUGAUAAAUAUAUUCCGCAAGAUCAAUAUUAUGGUCGUGGAAGAUGGUCAAUUCAAAAGAAAAGCCAAUUACGAGAUAGAUUUA
Messenger RNA from Acaulospora morrowiae, 345 nucleotides. NCBI's taxonomy places the organism in Eukaryota, Fungi, Glomeromycota, Glomeromycetes, Diversisporales, Acaulosporaceae. The record is from the annotation of a GenBank genome assembly.